CGUUCUUUUCCCCUCUUUUCCCACAUCCUUUCCCUCCCUUUUUUUCUUUUAACCACAUUAAUAACUCCUUUUUCCCCAUGGACCCAUGAGAUCAUCUCUCUCCCCUUCUCCCUCCCUCUCCCUCCCCCUCUCCCUUUCCUCCUCUCUUCCUUCUUCUUCUACACUCCCAUGGCGAAGCAGAGCAAGCCCAAGAAGCCCGAGAACCUCGGAAAGGGGAAGGUCACGCCAGUCCAAGUCGCCUUCAUCGUCGAUCGCUACCUCGCCGACAACAACUACGCCGGCGCCCUCUCCGCCUUCCGAUCCGAAGCCGCCGACCUCUUCUCCAAGACCAAGGGCAAAGAGGUGCCAAAGGGGUUGCUAGGGCUGGGGGAGAUAUUGGACGAGUACAUAUGCUUGAAGGAGCAGAGGGUGUUGGUGGAUCAGGAGAAGCGAAGGGUGGAGACGGCGAUGCAGGGGAUGCAGGAGGUGAUGCGGUCUUAUCACUCUUCGAUCAAUGCGUCUCUGCCUUCGUCGCCGCCUCUUCUGCCUCCGCAGUUUGUGGCAUCAACGCCGACAGGUCCGGCGCUUCCGCCGCUGUACCCGAGUAAUGGGUCUCCUUCUGGUAAUCCCAUAAAUAUGACCCCUGUACUAAGUUACCCACCAAUGGUUAGUAUGGUUCCUCAUAAAGGAGCAGAAGCAAACAACUUACCAACUCCAACAGUUACUUCUUCUUUGGCUAAUAAGAGAAAAGCUUCAAAGUGUGCUCCAAAGGUUCCUCCAGCUCCAAAGAAAUCUUGUACCCAGGCAUCCACAGACACUUCCAUUAAAGGUAGAACAUUGCCCUCGCAAAUGCGAUACACCUGUAACUCAGAAGAGUAUAGGGAGCCAACUAUUCAAUCAAGAGAUAGCACUCAUUCAAUUACCAGAUCUCCAAUUCAAGGAUCAUCUGUUGCGAAGAGCUUAUUCAAGAAACAGCCCGAGUCUCAAGCCGAUUCCUCUCCGAAAACUCCACCGCAGAUGAUUUCUUCUCAAUCAGAUCAAUCAAUUACUCUGAAAAAUACCUCCGUGCACACCAUUGAUAAUGGUUUCUCCCAAGAAUUUGCUUCAUCGAAAUGUUCUUUAAUUUCUUCCGAAACCAUCAUUGUCAGUCCUCUCAAAAGCACUGGUUAUUAUGCUGUUGAGAGGAGUUACCAUAUCACUUCACCCUUCAAACCCAACUUAAAGAAGGUUGGAAAAAGAGAACAUGUAAAGGGGAAACUAGACUUUGAUGAGUCUGAGGCAAUAGCAAAUUCAGAAGAGCCUGUCACAGGGAAGGCUUCUACCUCUUCUAGCGAAGUGGAGACGCAAGAAAUUCUCGACUUUGAUCUUUCUGAGUUUGAUAUCCUUGAUGGGGAUUUUUCCUUCUCUGAACUCCUAAUCGACCUCGACCUUGCUGGUGAAGUCAUUCCCUCUUCAGACAAGCCAUCUCUGAACGUUGAUUCGGUUCCAGGGUCAGAACAUAAUAUAGAGGGUCGAAGUGUGGAAAUGGAUCGUCUUUUGCCUGAUUCUUCCAAGUCAACUAUCACUGAUGCUUUGGAGAACAUUAAUAUUCCAGGUCCUGAAUUGUCUACCUCAAUAAGAGCCAUCACUAAACGCAUCAAAAUUGUUAGUCCUGUUAAAAUUAGAAAAAAAUGCCCAGUGGAACAGAUAGAUUGAGCAGCAAAAGCACAGGUAAUAUGCAUUUAACAUGAUAUCUGACCUUCGCAUGAUUUUAACUUCUAGAUGGAUCUUUUACUGUGGUGUUCCUUAUAUCCAUGUAUCAUUGUAUGCUCUUCAUCUCUUGAUGUAUAGUUAGCGAAUUAUUCGCUCUAAUUCUAAGGUCUAAUUUUAAAAAGAAAAGUUGUGUGUUUCAUGACUGAGUUGCUUUAUGGAAUGACAUGGAUUUUUUUUUUUUUGUUAUUAUUUUUUGAUGCCUCAAUGAUAGAUGAUGCAGUAAAUCUACUUUUAGCUAUUAUAUCAAGCAGGCCAUAUAGAGGAGAUCCUUUUCUUUACUUGUGUAAACAGUUUUUGGCAGCGGGAAUAUAUGUUGAAUUCUCAGUUGUAGUGAUAAUUUUGGAUCUGGGGAUUCAACACAUAAUUAUUUUUGUAGAUUUAUU
This is a messenger RNA of Ananas comosus (pineapple), 2114 nucleotides long. RefSeq lists its product as uncharacterized. The record is from RefSeq and is a predicted model, not a curated record. The coding region runs from base 169 to 1674 and encodes 501 amino acids. NCBI's taxonomy places the organism in Eukaryota, Viridiplantae, Streptophyta, Magnoliopsida, Poales, Bromeliaceae. The transcript has 7 exons.